This is a messenger RNA of Symbiodinium sp. CCMP2592, 549 nucleotides long. NCBI's taxonomy places the organism in Eukaryota, Dinophyceae, Suessiales, Symbiodiniaceae. The record is from the annotation of a GenBank genome assembly.
AUGGCUGCUUCUGGCUCGGGCCGGGGGGCGGAGACAGUUUACCGAAACCGCGAUGGCAAGCGGAUCGAGCGAGAGGAAUGGGUCGACCUGCAGCAGAAGAAAAGGAAAAAGCGAGUCUCCGAGUACCCAGAGCAGGAGUUGGAGUGGGGAGGCGGCCUAAAACAGCGAAACAACACGGAGGAGGAAAAAGCCGAGAUCUCGCGUAUCGCAGCACAACCUUUCGCUCGCUUCGAGCCGGAUGAGAAGUACAUGAAGGAGCUGAAAGCCAGGCAAGACUGGAACGAUCCCAUGCGCAAGUUUGAGGAGCAGGAGGUGACGGCACCAACGCUCCAGGGCAAGGCAGCGGCAGAUGCUCAACCUCGAGCUGUAGAAAGGCCGAAAUGCCCGCACCCGCCAUGGCAAAAUCGUUACGAGAUCCUUCCGGGAUACCGCUGGGACGGCAAGGUCCGCGGCAACGGCUUCGAGAAAGAGUACUUCCACACCAAGAACACGAGGGAGUUUGAGAGAGCAGAUGCCUGGCGCCGCGAAAUGGCAAACGACGACAACUGA